CGCCAGGCGGUGCCACCACCACCAAGGCCUCGCCGGCUGUCUGCGGGGUCUGAGAGGGGGUGGCCCAAACCGGCAGGCAGGCAGGCGCAGCCGGGCAAGAACGGGUUAACUGAAAGCGCAGCUGGGCGGGGGAGGGCGAGAUUUGGGGGCGGGGCGGAGCCUGCGAAGAGGCCAGGCUUGGCUUCGUCCAAUGGGAGGCGAGGAGGCGAUGGCCAGAGCAGGCAGGGCGCGCGCGCAACCGGCGGGGAUCGAUGCGCUCCCGUCUGCGGCGCCUGCAAAUGGCCCGGGAGGGGGGCCGCCGCCUCCGCCUCUGCCCGGUCGGAUCUCCGCCCGAGGCGCCGCCGUAGCUGCCGGCUUCCCGCGGGGGCGCCUGCCCAGAGCCGAGGCUCCUCGGGAGAAAGCGCAUCGGGGGUGACGCCGGAGGCGGAUUCCGGCCCCGGUGACGUCAGGCGCGCACGUGGGACCGGGACCCGAGGGGGGGGGGCGGAUCUCGCUCGCUCGCCCGGGCGGCAGCAGCAGCAGCAGCAGCACAGCAGCAGCGGGAGGAGCGCGCUGGGCCCGGGCGCCAUGGCGCAGCCCCUGCAGAAGUGCCGCGCCGAGUGGCAAGCCCUGGAGGAGGAAUUCCAGCAGCUCCAGGAAACUCACAAAGUCUACAAACAGAAGCUAGAGGAACUGAACAACUUGCAGGCCACCUGCAGCAGCUCCAUACAGAAGCAGAAGCGGGGGCUGAAAGACUUGCAGAAUAGCUUCCAAAGAUGCAAGCGUGACUGCAGCCUGGAAGAAGCGGAGCUCAUACAGCAAAUCGGUAGCCAGAUCAAAGAGCGGCAAAAUGUUUUCUUCGACAUGGAAGCCUAUUUGCCAAAGAAGAACGGUUUGUACUUAAAUCUCGUGCUGGGGAACGUGAAUGUCACUCUUCUAAGCAAUCAGGCCAAGUUUGCCUACAAAGACGAGUAUGAAAAAUUCAAACUGUACUUGACAAUAAUCUUAUUCCUUGGAGCAGUAGCUUGUCGAUUCGUUCUUCAUUACCGGGUGACGGAUGAAGUGUUCAACUUCCUCUUAGUUUGGUAUUACUGCACACUGACAAUAAGGGAGAGCAUCCUCAUCAGCAAUGGCUCAAGGAUUAAGGGCUGGUGGGUAUCUCAUCAUUACGUUUCUACGUUUCUAUCUGGUGUGAUGUUAACGUGGCCAGAUGGUCUCAUGUACCAAAUGUUCCGCAAUCAGUUUUUAGCAUUUUCAAUUUUUCAGAGUUGCGUCCAGUUUCUACAAUACUACUAUCAAAGUGGCUGCCUUUACAGACUCCGUGCAUUAGGGGAAAGAAACCACUUAGAUCUCACAGUGGAGGGAUUUCAGUCUUGGAUGUGGCGAGGGCUGACCUUUCUGCUCCCCUUCUUGUUCUUUGGGCAUUUUUGGCAGCUCUACAAUGCUAUCACACUUUUUGAACUGUCAAGACAUAAGAAAUGUAAAGAAUGGCAAGUUUUUGUGCUUGCACUCACAUUUCUGGUGCUCUUCCUUGGAAACUUCCUCACGACCCUGAAAGUUGUGCACGCUAAAUUUCAGAAGAACAAAAUGAAGAAAUUGUGAAGACAGAAAGUCGUGCAUGCUGGAUGCUAGAACUUGAGGUCUGGUUUCAUUUUUUCCUCUGCUGUGAUUAGACUCAUGUUCCAGACAGUCCUCCCGCUUCACCAGUGGCCCUGCAAUAAGGGAACCAUGGAGGAAAUUCCACCUGCGUUAUACUGUGAAGUCUUCCUCAUCAGACUUGCGAGUGCUUGCGCUCUCCAGCUGGUAACCGGACUAUUUAUAUUUAAUUUAAUCCAAAGCCCCUCUGGCCUUUGCUGGGAUAUAGCCAUGAGGUUGAUCCAUUCUAGGAAGAAGAUGGAUUCUCAGGAGAGAACAAAAAAGAGAUGAACUAUUCGGGAAUAAAGCAAACUUUGAUUAAAUACUCUCUUUAAAGUUCCUGGUAUUGGAUCAUGAAGGUUGUCUCUCAUGGGGCCAAGUGCUGAGUACUGCUUUUUUUCAGAGCCCAUCUUGGAAGCUGAUAAGGCAGCCUGGUUACCCCCCCCCCAAAA
This is a messenger RNA of Podarcis muralis (Common wall lizard), 2066 nucleotides long. RefSeq names its product transmembrane protein 120B (gene TMEM120B). Lineage: Eukaryota; Metazoa; Chordata; Lepidosauria; Squamata; Lacertidae. The record is from RefSeq and is a predicted model, not a curated record. Gene Ontology annotation, cellular component: nuclear inner membrane. Gene Ontology annotation, biological process: fat cell differentiation.